Malassezia vespertilionis is the source of this 816-nucleotide messenger RNA. RefSeq lists its product as uncharacterized. Lineage: Eukaryota; Fungi; Basidiomycota; Malasseziomycetes; Malasseziales; Malasseziaceae. The transcript has 2 exons. Gene Ontology annotation, cellular component: nucleus; Smc5-Smc6 complex. Gene Ontology annotation, biological process: double-strand break repair via homologous recombination; protein sumoylation. Gene Ontology annotation, molecular function: zinc ion binding; SUMO ligase activity. Bases 1 to 816 code for a protein of 271 amino acids. The record is from RefSeq and is a predicted model, not a curated record.
AUGGCAACAGCCAUUGAUGCAGGGCUUGCGCCGUCCGUGCGCCAGCUCGCGGCAGAGUACGGCGCUGCAAAGAAGCAGAUCGAAGCGGCGCUUGCAUUUUUUCCCGACGCUGCUGCCGAAUUGGAAGAGUUUGCAUCGUCACAUACAAAACAGCUCGACGCUGGAUGCCGUGCAUUGAUUGACAUGCUGCGCGAGGCCGAACAGCGCACGGAGCGGCUCAUGGCAAUCCAGGAUUGCGUAGCGACGGGGCUUGGCACGGCCGCUAUUGUGGACGAAUACAAGCAAGGGACGCAGCAAGCGCUCGACGCGUACAUGGCCAAAACGGCGCGCCAGCGCUACGCAAAAGAGCCGCAUUAUACCGAGUUCCAUUCGCGGGUGUGGGAAGUGCAUGGCGAAGGCGCGAUGCCGCCGCUUAUUGAUUUGAUUCCUGCUGGUACGUUUUUUUCUGGCGCUCACGUAGAACCAGGCGAUGCGUGCGACGGCGAAGCAUCCGACGGCGAAGAUAUCGUGAUGGGCGGCACGAUGCAGCAGUUCCGGUGCCCACUGACAGCCUCGUUGCUCGUCGAUGCCAUGCAGAGGUACGUUGCUCAUAUGCUCACUGUAAGCACCGUAUGCCCCCAUGCAUACUCGCGCGCCGCCGUGCUGGAAUACCUCGGCACGAGUGCGAGCGCAAAAUGCCCCGCAGCAUCGUGUGCCGCUACGAUUACAAAACGGACACUGCGCGAUGCGCCAAGCCUGCAGCGAAGGGUGGAUCGGCACGAACGCAUCGUGGCACGGCGCGGUCCGCAAGAUGCCGUAGCGGCGGUGUUAGAGUAG